CCCCCUUUUCCUGAUUUAUCGGUCAAAUUCAGUUCCCUCUCCCCAUCUUCAUCAUCCAUCAUCACAAUUUCUACUUGUCACAAAGUGAAUAAUAAUUCACAAAUCACACAAUAAAAACCCUAUUCCAAUUCAUAAGGAAAACUCACACACAAAUGGCUUUCCCUCACUCUCUCUUUCUCACCUUCUUUCUUCUUUUCCUCUCUUUCUCUCACUCAUCUCAACAACACGAACAAGAACAACAAUCUAAUAACUCUCCUCAAACCUACAUCAUCCACGUGGCAAAACAACCAAAAAAUUCAAUUUUCUCAACCAAUCAAAAAACCCAUUUCUCUUCCAUUCUCAACUCCCUCCCACCAUCCCCUAACCCAGCAACCAUCCUAUACACAUACACAUCCGCCAUUCACGGCUUCUCAGCCCACUUAGCCCCAUCCCAAGCUGCCCACCUUCAAUCCCAUCCGGACAUCCUCUCGAUUCAAACUGACCAAAUUCGCUAUCUUCAUACUACUCACACCCCCGUUUUCCUCGGCCUCACCGAAUCCUCCGGCCUAUGGCCUAACUCUCAUUUCGCUUCUGAAGUCAUCGUCGGUGUCCUUGACACCGGUAUAUGGCCCGAACUCAGAAGCUUUUCAACAUCUGAUGAUUCAAAUUCAUUAAAAAGUCUGAAUUCUUGGAAAGGAAAAUGUGAAAUUAGUAAAGAUUUUCCUUCUUCUUCAUGUAACUCUAACUCCAAGAUUAUCGGAGCGAAAGCUUUUUAUAAAGGCUAUGAAGCAUAUCUUCAGCGACCUAUCGAUGAAACUGUGGAAUCCAAAUCUCCUAGAGAUACUGAAGGACAUGGAACACAUACAGCUUCAACAGCAGCUGGAUCAGUUGUUGGUAAUGCUAGUUUGUUUGGUUUCGCUAGAGGCGAAGCUAAGGGAAUGGCAACAAAAGCUAGAAUUGCUGCUUAUAAAAUCUGUUGGAAACUUGGUUGUUUUGAUUCUGAUAUUCUUGCUGCUAUGGAUGAAGCUGUUGCUGAUGGGGUUCAUGUGAUUUCACUUUCGGUUGGUUCUAAUGGUUAUGCGCCUCAUUAUUAUCGUGAUUCGAUUGCUAUCGGUGCUUUUGGUGCUGCACAACAUGGUGUUGUUGUUUCUUGUUCUGCAGGUAAUUCAGGACCUGGUCCUUAUACUUCUGUUAAUAUAGCUCCUUGGAUUUUGACAGUUGGUGCUUCGACGAUUGAUAGAGAGUUUCCUGCUGAUGUUGUUCUUGGUGAUGGUAGAGUUUUUGGUGGUGUUUCUUUGUAUUAUGGUGAUAGUUUACCUGAUAAUAAACUUCCUUUGAUUUAUGGUGCUGAUUGUGGUAGUAGAUAUUGUUAUUUAGGGUCUUUAGAUUCUUCAAAAGUUCAAGGGAAGAUUGUUGUUUGUGAUAGGGGAGGGAAUGCUAGAGUUGAAAAGGGUAGUGCUGUGAAAAAGGCUGGUGGGUUAGGUAUGAUUAUGGCGAAUACCGAAGAAAACGGUGAAGAGCUUCUUGCUGAUGCUCAUCUUGUUGCAGCUACAAUGGUGGGUGAAAAUGCUGCUGAAAAGAUUAGAGAGUAUAUAAAAUCGAGUGAGAAUCCAACGGCCACGAUCAAGUUUAAAGGGACUGUGAUCGGUGGUGAAGGUUCGCCUUCUGCUCCUCAAGUUGCUUCCUUUUCGAGCAGGGGUCCAAAUUAUAGAACUGCAGAGAUUCUUAAACCAGAUGUCAUAGCUCCUGGUGUUAACAUUUUAGCAGGGUGGACUGGGAAAGUGGGUCCCACUGAUUUGGAGAUUGAUCCUAGGAGAGUUGAGUUUAACAUAAUUUCAGGUACUUCUAUGUCAUGUCCUCAUGUUAGUGGAAUCGCCGCGUUGCUUAGGAAAGCUUAUCCAGAAUGGUCACCAGCUGCAAUUAAAUCUGCUUUGAUGACAACAGCUUAUAAUGUUGAUAAUUCUGGUGGAAAAAUUAAGGAUCUUGGAACAGGUAAAGAGUCAAAUCCAUUUGUUCAUGGAGCCGGACACGUUGAUCCUAAUAAAGCACUUAACCCCGGUUUGGUUUAUGAUUUAAACAUUAAUGACUAUUUAGCUUUCCUUUGUUCAAUUGGUUAUGAUGCUAAGGAAAUUCAGAUUUUCACUAGAGAGCCAACUAGUUAUAAUGUUUGUGAAAAUGAAAGGAAAUUUACUAGUCCUGGUGAUUUGAAUUACCCUUCAUUCUCUGUGGUAUUUGGAGCUAACAAUGGAUUGGUCAAGUAUAAAAGGGUUUUAACUAAUGUUGGUGAUUCUGUUGAUGCUGUUUACACUGUCAAAGUGAAUGCACCUUUUGGUGUUGAUGUUAGUGUUUCACCUAGCAAACUUGUUUUCAGUAGUGAAAACAAAACGCAAGCUUUUGAGGUUACUUUCACUAGGAUUGGAUAUGGUGGUUCUCAGAGUUUUGGGUCACUUGAAUGGAGUGAUGGAAGUCACAUUGUGAGGAGCCCAAUUGCUGCUAGAUGGAGUAAUGGAUUUUCCUCAGCAUCUUUUUAAAUUUUCACUUUAUUAUAAUGCUUUGUUGCUGUGAAAGUGGAAACACAUUAUUACCAUGCAUAGGUUAUCUAUGUAUGAAGUUAAUUAGUCUUGUCUUCUUGUAACUUUUCUGUUAGCUUAUUGUACAAACUACAAAAUAAUAAUAAUUUGCUACGGUUGUUGAUGUUUCAUGAA
This is a messenger RNA of Medicago truncatula (barrel medic), 2684 nucleotides long. RefSeq names its product subtilisin-like protease SBT1.4. Gene Ontology annotation, molecular function: serine-type endopeptidase activity. Gene Ontology annotation, biological process: proteolysis. The transcript has a single exon. NCBI's taxonomy places the organism in Eukaryota, Viridiplantae, Streptophyta, Magnoliopsida, Fabales, Fabaceae. The coding region runs from base 153 to 2510 and encodes 785 amino acids. The record is from RefSeq and is a predicted model, not a curated record.